This is a messenger RNA of Equus quagga, 939 nucleotides long. Its product is annotated as olfactory receptor 6N1. NCBI's taxonomy places the organism in Eukaryota, Metazoa, Chordata, Mammalia, Perissodactyla, Equidae. Bases 1 to 939 code for a protein of 312 amino acids. Gene Ontology annotation, molecular function: olfactory receptor activity; G protein-coupled receptor activity. The transcript has a single exon. Gene Ontology annotation, biological process: G protein-coupled receptor signaling pathway. Gene Ontology annotation, cellular component: membrane. The record is from RefSeq and is a predicted model, not a curated record.
AUGGACAGGGGGAAUUGGAGCCAGGUAACAGAGUUUAUCAUCUUGGGCUUUCCCCAUCUUCAGGGUGUCCAGGUUUAUCUCUUUCUCUUGUUACUUCUAAUUUACCUCACUACUAUCCUGGGAAACCUGCUGAUAUUCCUGUUGGUCUGCCUGGACUCCCUGCUCCACAUACCCAUGUACAAAUUUGUCAGCAUUCUCUCCUUAUUGGAACUUGGCUACACAGCUACCACCAUCCCCAAGAUGCUGUCAAACUUGCUCAGUGAGAAGAAGACCAUUUCUUUCUCUGGAUGUCUCCUGCAGAUCUAUUUCUUUCACUCUCUUGGGGCUACUGAGUGCUAUCUCCUCACAGCUAUGGCUUAUGACAGGUACUUAGCCAUCUGCCAGCCCCUCCACUACCCCACCCUCAUGACUCCAGAACUCUGUGCCAAGAUUGCUGUUGGUUGUUGGUUGGGAGGCUUGGCUGGGCCAGUGGCUGAAAUUUCCUUGGUCUCUCGCCUCCCUUUCUGUGGCCCCAAUCACAUUCAGCACAUCUUUUGUGAUUUUCCUCCUGUGCUGAGCUUGGCUUGUACUGACACAUCUAUCAAUGUCUUAGUGGACUUUGUUAUCAACUCCUGCAAGAUCCUGGCCACCUUCUUGUUGAUCCUCAGCUCCUAUGUGCAGAUCAUCUUCACAGUGCUCAGGAUUCCUUCGGCUGCGGGCAAGAGGAAAGCCUUCUCCACGUGUGCCUCCCACCUCACUGUGGUUCUUAUCUUCUAUGGCAGCAUCCUCUUCAUGUAUGUGCGGCUGAAGAAGAGCUACUCACUGGACUACGACAGGGCUCUGGCAGUGGUCUACUCUGUGCUCACGCCCUUCCUCAAUCCCUUUAUCUACAGCUUGCGCAACAAGGAGAUCAAGGAGGCUGUGAGGAGGCAGUUAAAGAGGGCAGGGAUACUGAAGUGA